Molecule: messenger RNA, 831 nt
Organism: Paramecium sonneborni
Lineage: Eukaryota; Ciliophora; Oligohymenophorea; Peniculida; Parameciidae
Source: the annotation of a GenBank genome assembly
AUGGAUUUGAAUGAAGAAAAAAUUAUUUAAAUAUUAGGCGAAUUCUUGCUCUCUGAAGGAUAUCAAUAUUAUAUCAAAAUCUAAGAAUUAUUUUCAUGUUUAUCAGAUUCAGAUUGUGAUCAUCUCUUCUAUGAUUUUAUUCUUGAAUUUCUUAAGACUGAACCACCUUAUAAAUCAUUAUAGUUAAUACAUGCUUUCCUAACAGCAUCUACUUCACCAUAAACUUACAUUUGUGAAUUAAUCGAAUAAGAAUAUUUUGAAAUUUUAUCACUUCAUUUGUAAAUCAAUAAAUUCACUGACAAUUAAAUCAAAUAAAUUGUCUAUGAUAAACUUAAAGAAUAAACAAAUGACUAUAAAUAAAUAUUUUUGCUUCAAAGAUUGUAUUUUCUUCUAGACUCCAAUAAAAAAGAUAGCGCUGAACAAAUUUUUACUAACAAUUUAAAAAUAAUUCAAUAGAUCUUUUCAAAAAUAUAGGAAGAUACUUUAAUUUAAUAUCUAAAAGUUUAAUCUAUAUUAGUACCUUUUUGUAAGGAUAUUUUGCAACAAAAAUUAGUGAAAUUAUUGGAAUUAAUAAAACAAUAGAAUCCUAAUAUUGGAAUUUAGUUACAAUGGGCUAUAUAUGAAGUUUACGAAUAGAUGGGUUGCAUUGAAAAUCCCCCAGAAAUCGAUAAUAUCGAUAAUUCUAAUAUUUAAUCCAAAAUUUCAUUUAGAUAGUACUAUAUGAAGUAGUAGUUUCUACAAAAUAUCAGGCAAUUAUCCAAUCUAAUAAGAGAUGCGGAUGAAUAAAGAGAUAAUUUUAAAUUAUAUACACAAUGGUAAUUGCAGUUGUGA